AUGACAGACAAUGGCGAGAGCUCAUCGCUGCAUCCGCAGCGAUCGUCGCCUAUCCCAGCCUCGUCCUAUCGCUCUACCUCUCCUGGGCCUGAGAGCCGACAGGCUUCCAUGGCUCGUUUGGCGUCGCCGGUGCCGUCCGGGUCAUUAGCUGCCUCGCUGGCCUCACGACAAGGCCCGCCUGCGACUCGGCCAAUCAGUACUGCUCCGUCAAAUGUUGACCGCAACUUUCAAGCUGUUGACAAUAUGGCCUCCCUCCCUGGACCGGGCCAGUCAAUGAUUGCUUCUCAGCUCCAAGCCAGCCUUGGUCGUUCGCCGCCUCGAUUCGGAACCCCGCCACGAAUGACUGCAUCCCCAUCGAUUCCCCCUACAACUCAAAAUCGGCCGACAGCCUCCCAAUAUGGCUCUUUCGACACCAACGCUGAGAACCAAUACGGCCCAGACUCCAGUGUAGCAGGCGCUUAUGAGGACCCAGAAGUUGUACGAAGACAUCUGGUGCUUCCUCAGAACACUACCGAGGGCCGAGAUACUGGCUCUGAACUUGCGUCAAGUCACGGCGACGAGGAAUUCUCCAGUCUUCAGCUUCAGGGCGGUGAUAUUACUCGUCAGGUCUACCGCUGGGCCGAAGAUGCUGAUUCUUCGCGAUUUGCCCGCAGUAAAAGCUUCAGCAUCAGCAGACCUGCCCCUGAGGCUGAAACAGAGAACAUUUCUACAAUUCAGGUUCCGGGCGGAUUCCGACGAGAUUUCCUGCGCAGGACGGCAGGAAGUCCACAUCGUGGAACUGUUCGGGGGACAAAUGGUGGACCUCCUCCUGCACCGCCUCAGCUGCCAACCUCGAGCUUUUUGGAAUUCUUGACGCUCUAUGGUCACUUUGCCGGAGAGGAGCUUGAAGAAGAUGACGAAGUCCUGGGUCCCGAUGAGUACUUCUCCUCAGAUGCCUGGGAUGAGCACGACGAGGGUCGGGAGUCUGGCGAAGACACCGCGCUUCUAAGAGGAGAAGGGGCUGGCCGCAGAAAGCGCAAGCACAAGCAGCGUGCUCCUCCUGGUAACACCACCACCACCGGUGCUGUCAUGUUGCUGCUUAAGUCUUUUGUUGGAACAGGCAUUCUCUUCCUGCCUCGAGCUUUCCUCAACGGCGGAAUGCUGUUCAGCUCCCUCGUCCUUCUCGGUGUUUCCAUCCUGAGCUACUACGCCUUUAUCCUCCUCGUGAACUCACGCAUGAAAAUCGAGGGCUCCUUUGGUGACAUUGGCGGCAUUCUGUAUGGAAAGCAUAUGAGACGCAUCAUCCUUGGCUCCAUUGUGCUGAGUCAAUUAGGUUUUGUGUCAGCUUACAUCGUCUUUGUGUCGCAGAAUCUCCAGGCUUUUGUGCAAGCCGUGAGCAAAUGCGCCACUUUCAUCGAUAUCAAGUAUCUGGUGCUACUGCAGCUGGUUAUUUUCCUCCCGCUGUCCUUGAUUCGUGACAUUGGCAAGCUAGGCUUCACUGCACUGAUUGCUGAUGCUUUCAUUCUCCUGGGACUGCUGUAUAUCUAUUACUAUGAUGCUCGAACUUUGAUCAGCAAUGGCGGCGUCUCUGAUAUUCAAGCAUUCAACCCCGCUACUUGGUCAAUGUUCAUCGGCACAGCUAUUUUCACCUACGAGGGUGUUGGUCUCAUCAUUCCGAUUCAGGAAUCCAUGAAGCAGCCUGGCCGUUUCCCGGGCGUUUUGGCCGGAGUGAUGGUCAUCAUCACCUUGAUCUUUUUGUCUGCAGGUGCGCUGAGUUACGCAGCCUAUGGAUCGGCCACCAAAACCGUCAUUCUUCUCAACAUGCCCCAGGACGACAAAUUUGUCAAUGUCGUCCAGCUCCUCUAUUCACUGGCUAUUCUGCUAAGCACUCCUCUGCAAUUGUUCCCUGCCAUCCGUAUCUUGGAAAAUGAGCUGUUCACUCGCAGUGGGAAGUAUAACCCAUAUAUCAAGUGGAAAAAGAACGCUUUCCGAUUCUUCUUGGUUGUCGUCUGUGCUGUUGUCGCCUGGGGUGGUGCAGCUGAUCUAGACAAGUUCGUUGCCUUGGUUGGCAGCUUCGCUUGUGUACCGCUGAUUUAUGUCUAUCCGCCCCUGCUCCACCUGCGUGCUUGCGCUCAAUCAAAACGCCAGGCUAUCGCCGAUAUCACCCUUGCUAUUCUCGGCGCGAUCUGCUGUAUCUACACUACUGCUCUGACCAUUCAAAGCUGGUUCGGUGCCCAGGCUCCAUCAAGCCCCGGGUACUGUGACCCCAAAUAA
Messenger RNA from Penicillium diatomitis, 2253 nucleotides. RefSeq names its product putative amino acid transporter. Gene Ontology annotation, molecular function: amino acid transmembrane transporter activity. The coding region runs from base 1 to 2253 and encodes 750 amino acids. The transcript has 2 exons. The record is from RefSeq and is a predicted model, not a curated record. Gene Ontology annotation, biological process: amino acid transmembrane transport. NCBI's taxonomy places the organism in Eukaryota, Fungi, Ascomycota, Eurotiomycetes, Eurotiales, Aspergillaceae.